This is a messenger RNA of Paralichthys olivaceus (Japanese flounder), 1686 nucleotides long. The record is from RefSeq and is a predicted model, not a curated record. Lineage: Eukaryota; Metazoa; Chordata; Actinopteri; Pleuronectiformes; Paralichthyidae.
AUGUCUCUUACCACAGUCGUAAUAUUUUUCAAGACUAUGCAAGCGGCGCGAUGCCCGACGGACGAGCUGUCGCUGACUAACUGUGCCGUGGUGAGCGAGAAGGAUCUGCAGUCGGGACAACACGUGACUGUGAAGACGACGCCCAACCACAAGUUCGCAUUCACAGUCAAGACCCAUCACACUGUGGCUCCUGGGAGCAUCGCCUUCAGCCUGCCGCAGAGGAAAUGGGCCGGACUCUCCAUCGGUCAGGAGGUGGAAGUGUCCAACUACAACUUUGACAAGUCCAGGCAGUGCAUCGGCUCCAUGACAAUCGAGAUCGACUUCCUGCAGAAGAAGAGCACCGACUCCUCCCCCUACGACUCCGACAAGAUGGCCGCCGAAUUCAUCCAGCAGUUCAACAACCAGGCGUUCUCCGUCACGCAGCAGCUCGUCUUCAGCUUCUGCGACAAGCUGUUCGGUUUGAUGGUGAAGGACAUCGAGGCGAUGGACUCCAGCAUCCUCAAAGGAGAGCCGGCCUCUGCCAAGAAGCCGCAGAAGAUCGACGUCGGCCUGAUGGUGGGAAACAGUCAGGUGGUGUUUGAGAAGGCGGAGAGUUCCUCCCUCACACUCGUCGGAAAGGCAAAGACCAAGGAGGCUCGACAGACGAUCAUCAACCCGGAAUGGAACUUUGAGAAGAUGGGGAUCGGAGGUCUGGACAGGGAGUUCUCCGACAUCUUCCGCAGAGCCUUCGCCUCCCGAGUCUUCCCUCCAGACAUCGUGGAGCAGAUGGGGUGUAAGCACGUGAAGGGCAUCAUGCUGUUCGGCCCCCCAGGCUGCGGUAAAACGCUGAUGGCCCGGCAGAUCGGCAAGAUGCUCAACGCCCGUGAGCCGAAGGUCGUCAAUGGCCCAGAGAUCCUCAACAAGUACGUGGGAGAGUCUGAGGCCAACAUCCGCAAACUGUUCGCCGACGCAGAGGAGGAGCAGAAGAGGCUGGGAGCCAACAGCGGCCUCCACAUCAUCAUCUUCGACGAGCUGGACGCCAUCUGCAAGCAGAGAGGCACCGGCGCCAGCAGCACGGGCGUGCACGACACCGUGGUCAACCAGCUUCUGUCCAAGAUUGACGGCGUGGAGCAGCUCAACAACAUCCUGGUCAUUGGUAUGACCAACAGACCCGACCUGAUCGACGACGCUCUGAUGAGGCCCGGCAGGUUUGAGGUCAAGAUGGAAAUCAGUCUGCCUGAUGAGAAGGGGCGUGUCCAGAUCCUGACCAUCCACACCAACAAGAUGCGAGGCUUCAAUCUUCUGGCCGCUGACGUCGACAUCAAGGAGCUGGCUGCUGAGACCAAGAACUACAGCGGAGCAGAACUGGAGGGUCUGGUCAGGGCCGCUCAGUCCACCGCCAUGAACCGACACAUCAAGGCUACGUCCACAGUGGAGGUGGACAUGGAGCGAGCAGAGAAGCUGAAGGUCACCAGAGCCGACUUCCUGGGAUCCCUCAACAACGACAUCAAACCCGCGUUUGGUACGAACCAGGAGGAUUAUUCCAGCUACAUCAUGAACGGCAUCAUCAAAUGGGGCGACCCGGUCACUCAUGUUCUGGACGACGGGGAGCUGCUGGUGCAGCAGACCAAGAACAGUGAUCGCACACCGCUGGUGGCUGUGCUACUGGAGGGUGAGGGAUCACAAUCACACACAACGUGUCGCUGA